AUGUUUAAAAUUAUUGCAGUCUUGUGGCUGUUUGUGUCAAACAGUUUGGUGUCAUCCGAAUUUAUUCGUGGAAGUUUAAGUAACUCCUUUGAACCAAACUGGUGGCAAGCAAAUACCAUUUACCAAAUAUACGUGAGAUCAUUCAAAGACAGCGAUGGUGACGGAAUCGGAGAUCUGAACGGUAUAACCGAAAAAGUAUCAUACUUCAAAAGUUUAAAUGUCGGUGCAAUUUGGUUAUCGCCUAUAUUUCUCUCUCCACAAAAUGAUUUCGGUUAUGAUAUAUCGGACUAUGAAGAGAUCGAUCCUGUUUAUGGUACGAUGGAGGACUUUGAACGAUUGAGGGACGAGUUUCAUAAAAACGGUAUAAAAGUUUUGUUGGACUUUGUGCCUAACCAUACAAGUGAUGAACACGAAUGGUUCCAAAAAUCAAUUAUGAGAAUUGAACCCUUUACCAACUAUUAUGUAUGGAAGGAUCCGAUUAUUGACAAAAAUGGCAAUAAGACACCUCCAAGUAACUGGUUAAGUGCAUUCAAUAGCGGAUCUGCUUGGAAAUGGAACGAACAACGACAACAGUAUUAUUUACAUCAAUUCCAAGAAAAACAACCAGACUUGAACUAUAGGAAUCCAUCAGUUAGAGAAGCAAUGAAGAACACACUUUUGUUUUGGUUGGGACGUGAUGUAGAUGGGUUUAAAAUGAAUUCUGUAAAUUUUUUAUUCGAAAGAGAAGAUUUAGCUGACGAACCGAAAUCGAACAAAAUCGGUUAUUUGGACACUGAUUACCAUUCGUUAAAUCAUACGAGCACGGUCGAUCAGCCGGAAGCUUUUAAAAUUGUACAUGAAUGGAGGCAGUUGUUUGAUAGUUACAGGACGAGGGAAAAGAAAACCAAAAUUUUUGUGGUGGAAUGUCACUCGCCUUUGGACAAGGUUCUAUUGUAUUACGGUAAUGCAACGUCACCUGGAGCUCAUUUCCCUUUCAAUUUUUUAUUUAUUGAUACUUUCAACCAACAAUCUGACGCAGCAGCAGUUCAUAGUAUGAUAAAAUACUGGAUGCAAAAUAUUCCUAAUGGAACUUGGCCUAACUGGAUAUUAGGUAACCACGAUAACCCGAGGGUGGCUACUCGGAGCAAUCCAAUGUUAAUAGACGGACUUCAUAUGAUUCAAAAUCUCUUGCCGGGCACUUCAGUGGCGUAUUACGGCGACGAGCUCGGUUUGAUCAACACAAACAUCCGUUGGGAUCAAACCGUCGAUCCAUCAGGUCUUAACGUGGGACCACAUAGGUUUUUGCAAUAUAGCAGAGAUCCUGUACGAACGCCAUUCCCAUGGGACACCUCAAAGAAUGCAGGUUUUUCCAAUUCGUCUAAAUUAUGGCUUCCAAUCAAUCCAGACUAUUGGAAAAAAAAUAUGGCAGAAGAAUCAAAAUGCAAAAGUAAUCUGAAGAUCUACAGACAACUGGCUCAGUUAAGGAAGAGUCCAACAUUUGUUAAAGGCGAUUUGCAUUUAUACACUUUGUCGAAAUGGGUGUUUGGAUUUUCAAGGAGUUUUUAUGAUCAUCCAACAUACAUUAUCGUAGUUAACUUUGGAAGUGAAAUAGAAACAGUUAAUUUGUUAAAAGCUAGAAAUACUUUACCACUUAAUUUGAUAGUGAAGGUUUCUAGUGUUAAUUCUGGAUAUGUAACUGGAAAUCUAGUAAAUGCAGAAUUAGUUUGGUUGAGACCGAAAGCCGCCCUUGUACUCUCAACAUUAAGGACAAGUAUCAAUGAAUAUUCAUCUGAUAAAUAA
This is a messenger RNA of Macrosiphum euphorbiae (potato aphid), 1779 nucleotides long. Lineage: Eukaryota; Metazoa; Arthropoda; Insecta; Hemiptera; Aphididae. The record is from the annotation of a GenBank genome assembly.